This is a messenger RNA of Musa acuminata AAA Group (dessert banana), 1777 nucleotides long. Its product is annotated as sm-like protein LSM1B. Lineage: Eukaryota; Viridiplantae; Streptophyta; Magnoliopsida; Zingiberales; Musaceae. The record is from RefSeq and is a predicted model, not a curated record. The coding region runs from base 1215 to 1565 and encodes 116 amino acids. Gene Ontology annotation, cellular component: P-body; Lsm1-7-Pat1 complex. Gene Ontology annotation, molecular function: RNA cap binding. Gene Ontology annotation, biological process: deadenylation-dependent decapping of nuclear-transcribed mRNA. The transcript is spliced from 5 exons.
CCUAUUGUUGCAAACCUUUACAUAGUUUUGCUGCAUUAAUUUUCUGCAAUGAAUUGUGCGGAAUAUCUUAGUGCUAGAUUGGUUAUCAGCUUUUAGAUUUGGACCUUAUGUUCUAACAAUCGUUCUAUUUGACCAAUCUUGCUUUGGUCAAAAGUUCCAAUUUUGUUAUCUAUUAUAUUACCUACGUUUUCUAUCUUGCAAUUCUUUGUUACUUCACUUUGAUUAGUAAGGCAGAACUUGUUAUGGAUUACAAAUAUCCUAUAUAUGGAUUUUUUUUAUUCAUCUGAUUCGAAUUUCUUCCACUGCUUUCUCUUUAUUGUGGAUAGUGGUCUCAUAAGAUCUAAGAAGCGACCUGGUUAUGUUUUUCCAAGUGUUCAUUGUAAAAGUUAUGUCAAUGAGGGUUGGCUCCAAUGCAUUCUUGUUUAACUAGCAGGGUUGGUGGUUACUGUUCUUGUCAAGAUCAAAUAUACCUGCAAAAAAAAAAAAGCCCUAUUUGACUUGUUUGAAUACACAAACUUAAUAGUAUAGCUAUGUGGCUAUCAUUUAAGGGUUCAUUGGUUAUAUGGUGAAUUCGAGUUGCUCGAGUAAUGCAAUUCCAGACGAGAUGUUAGGUUGGAAAUUGUUGGGUAGAUUUUCUUUUUAAGGAUCUCUACAGUCAAAACAGAUGGUUGUGUAACUUUAUUCAGUUGGUCUACUGUUGGAAAUUGUUGGGUAGAUUUUUUUUUUAAGGAUCUCUACAGUAAAAACAGAUGGUUGUAUAACUUUAUUCAGUUGGUCUACUGACUUAACUUGCGAUGACUAGUAUAUUUUUUAAACUGAAGAAAGUGUAUGACCUUUGCACAGCACAAGAACAUUUGAAGCAGAUCAUAUAUGUUUUUCUGACGUCCUGUUUCUGCCCUCAAAUAAUCUGACAAGAUACUAGUCAAAUGCAACUUUCUUUCAUGUUCAUUGCAAUAUUGCAGCUUAUAGCUUCACUAGGCAGUGACAGCAAAAAUAUUUGAGUGUGGGAUUAGUCUUAAUGCAUGGAAAUAUUUAUUCCUUGCCCUUGUUUUGCACCUGCAAGAACACAUUGAUCUCAAAGACCGGUUCCUGGUCUUGAUGCAUGAUGCAUGGCAUGGUUGGUUGCUUGAAGUGCCUAAUUCACUUGAAGAUAUACCUCUUUUCAAUGGUCAUUCCAGAUUUCAUAUUUUGAUUAAUGCAGAGGAAAUGAUCAAAUGUGUAGCCUGCCUGUUUUGGAGGAAAAGCUUCUUGUGUUAUUACGUGAUGGGCGAAAGCUUUUGGGCAUUCUUCGUUCUUUUGACCAAUUUGCAAAUGUGGUUCUUGAAGGUGCUUGUGAUCGAGUAAUUGUAGGAGAUCUGUACUGUGAUAUUCCUCUAGGUCUCUAUGUGAUCCGUGGAGAGAAUGUGGUCUUAAUAGGAGAACUGGACUUGGAGAGGGAGGAGCUCCCAGCCCACAUGAUAUGUGUUUCAGCUGCGGAGAUAAAAAGGGCUCAAAGAGCUGAAAGGGAUGCCACAGAUCUCAAAGGCUCUAUGAGAAAGAGGAUGGAAUUUCUUGAUCUGGAUUAACAUCAUGCUCUGCAAUCCUCACUCAUUCAUUACCAUUUUUGGGGUGCUUCAAAGAUCUUGUCUGCAACUUUUAUUGCGGUUUAUUUCAAAAUGGCUACAUAAAUCCCCUUUGCGAUUGUUAGUUCUUCUGAUAAAAUUGAAAAUUAGGGUUUGUAUGAUUGCUUUUUGUUCUGGUAAUUAAUCGAAACUUGAUUGAAAGUUUCAUAUUUUCA